Molecule: messenger RNA, 2367 nt
Organism: Saccostrea cuccullata (small rock oyster)
Lineage: Eukaryota; Metazoa; Mollusca; Bivalvia; Ostreida; Ostreidae
Exons: 2
Coding region: 4-1995 (663 amino acids)
Biological process (GO): signal transduction; protein phosphorylation
Cellular component (GO): cytoplasm
Molecular function (GO): ATP binding; protein kinase activity
Source: RefSeq, a predicted model, not a curated record
AAAAUGCCACGUGGAGGUGGAAGUAGAAGUUCUGGCGGAUCCAGCGGUGGUGGGAGAAGUUACGUCGACAACUCGUACAACAGGAGUUUGGGACGAGUUGGAAUGCCCGUGGGUUCAAUGGUGGUUUCCAGCGGGGGUAGUAGAUCAUCCUCAGCAAGCACCAGCUUUUUAGGUUCAAGUUUUGGAGGAAGCAGUGGUAGCAGCAAGUCGUAUGUCGACAAUUCCUACAAUCGAAGUUUGGGUAGAGUUGGUAUGCCUGUAGGUUCGAUGGUGGUAUCCAAUGGAGGUACUAGUAGUAGACCAUCCUCGGCUAGUAGUGGUGUUUUCGACUUUGGCACUUCAAGCAGUGGGAAGACCUAUGUUGACAAUGCUCAGAAUCGUCAGCUUGGCAGAGUGGGAAUGCCUGUAGGAUCCAUGCCUGUUUCCAGUUCAGGCAGUUCUUCUUCCCCCAAAACAUACGUUGAUAAUGAGUAUAACAGAAAACUCGGAAGGGUAGGCAUGGAACAUGGUGCAAUGGUGGUCUCCAAAGGCUCCUCAGAUGAAGGAAGUUCAAGAGGAACGAAACAUUAUGUCGAUAAUUCUCUAAAUAGAAGUCUUGGGCGUGUCGGUCUUCCUCACGGAGCAUACGCUGAUGCUGGAGAAGUUCGAUUUUAUAAGGAUAAUCCAUUUAACCGAAGACUAGGACGUGUGGGAAAACCAGUUGGAACGGCAGUUUAUUCGAAAUCUGGAGAGGAUGGUUACAAAGUCUACGCCGACAAUUCAGAAAACCGUCGUCUCGGAAGAGUAGGUUUCCCAUUAGGAUCUAGACCCAAAGCCUCGUUUUCAGGAACGAAGCGCACAUAUCGCGACAAUUCUCUGAACAGGGCUCUUAAUAGAGUUGGAGACGAGCUUGGAACAAAACCGGUAACCUGCAGCAGGGAAACAGAGUGGAUCCACAAAGCGUAUCAAAGAUACAGAGAAAAUCCGGAUGCAGAGAUUUAUCAAGGGUUACCAGCGCUGCCAGAAGAAAUGGAAACGGAUGCGAUGGAAAAAAUGAUGGAUCUGUUAAACAGACUACAGUUUGAGAAAGAAUGGCGCGAAAAAUCAAAGACAAAGCCCGUUCCGAAGACAGAAGAUGCAUUACUUCACUACACCGGGCCGACGGUUGAGUUUUCCGAUUUAAAGCUUGGAAGAAUCAUCGGUCGUGGUGGAUUCGGGGUCGUUCACCACGCCAAGUACAAUGGCUCAGUUGUUGCUGUGAAGAAGUUGCACGUCACUCGGGUUUCCAAGCGUCGUCAGAAAGAAUUCACUGAAGAGGUGAAUAUUCUAAGCAAGCUUGACCAUUCAUUCAUUGUCAAGUUUAUCGGUGCUUGCACAACAGCGCCGAAUCUUUGUAUCGUGAUGGAGUACAUGCAAAUGAGUUUGUACGAAGCUCUGCAUGUGGACUGUGCUGAUCUGGCCGACUUUACCGAUGAAGAUCGUCUUGCCAUGAUCAUGCAGACCCUUACUGGCUUAGAGUAUCUACAUGAGAAAAAUGUUGCUCAUUGCGACAUUAAGUCAAGAAACAUUCUCAUCGACCAUGACGGUGAGAAGUUUACGGUUGCCAAACUGACAGAUUUUGGGUUGAGUAUGAUGAAAAAUGAAACGGAGACUUCUUUGUCGUCUAAUCACGAGGCAGUUCGCAACAUAGGAACACCUCGGUAUUCUUCGCCAGAGGUUCUUCGAGGUGAACUUUUAAGCUUAGAUCAGAUGAAGAUGAGCGACAUGUAUUCUUACGCUUUAGUUGUGUUUGAAAUAAUUUGUGAAGAGGAACCGUUUGCCAAUCUUAACGCUGCACAGCUGCGCACCCAAGUUGGCGAGAAGGGUCUUUACCCACAAUUCCCUAAAGAUGUUGGUCCCGAUAUUAAUCUGGCAACACAACUUUUGGCUUGCUGGGAGAGAAAGCCAUCUAAUCGUCCCACAGCUAACAGUUUUCUUCGAGUUGUUAAUCGCUUGUCGUGUGUUUAUGAGAAAUAAGAUUGGUAAAAUCACAAACAAUGCAUUUUGCUGGAUCACAAUAUUUACAUUUCAUUAUCGUUGCAUUUUUUACGGUAUUGUUGAACCUUGUUUAAUUUUGACGCUUACUAGACUAGUAUACAUCUUUUAAAUCGAAUUUAUGUCACUUAGCUUUUAUGAACUUGUACUUUGUGUAUUUACAGUUGUAAGAUGAUGAAUUUCUGUUUUCCUUUGUUAAUGUGACAAAAUCAUUCUGUUGUUUAUUCUUGCCAUCGGAUAUACAUGUCUACUGCCAAAACCCAUAUUGUUGUAUAGUUUUUUCAGACAUUUAUUUUCAGGUAUAGUUCAAUACUUUUCAUACAAUAUAUUAUAUUAUGCAUGCAAUUUUCUACU